Molecule: messenger RNA, 2776 nt
Organism: Menidia menidia (Atlantic silverside)
Lineage: Eukaryota; Metazoa; Chordata; Actinopteri; Atheriniformes; Atherinopsidae
Source: the annotation of a GenBank genome assembly
AUGUUCCCCACCAUAGUCUCAGGAAGAGUACCGGCUGGAGCAGAGGAAGUCGGUGGGAUUCUCGCGCCCCUCGUCCCCGCUGAGCCCCGCGAUGACAUCACAACAAGCCCAGCUCCCCAACGGCGGCAUCCCCCCCCCCGCUGGCCCGGAGCUCCUCUGCCCAGCACGCUCCGCCUGCCUUCCACGCCCAUCAGCGGGGCCACCUCCGGAGCCCUGGGCUACCGGGCCGUGGUCCGGCGGCCGGCCUGCCCCAGCGUGGCCCGCCCCAGCGGGGAGGCGUCCAGCCGGAAAGCCCCCGCCUCCUCCAGCUCGUCCCGGCGGGACCGGGGCCUGGAGCCCUGGCCGGAGGAGGCGGAGGACCACGCCCACGGCCUGUACUCGCUCCACCGCAUGUUCGACAUCGUGGGCGCUCAGCUCACGCACCGGGACGUGCGCGUGCUCUCCUUCCUGUUUGUGGACGUGAUCGACGAGUACGAGCGGGGGGGCAUCCGCAGCGGGAGGGACUUCCUGCUGGCCCUGGAGCGCCAGGGCCGCUGCGACGAGACCAACUUCCGACACGUCCUCCAGCUCCUGAGGAUUAUCACCCGCCAUGACCUGUUGCCUUACGUCACCCUCAGGAGACGGCACGCCGAUCCCGUGGACAAGUACCUGGAGGAAACCUCCGUGCGUUACAUUUCACCCAGAGGAACAGAGCAGCGGAAGGACACCGUGCCUCACAGAAGAACAGGUUCGCAGCCCGUCAUUUGUUGCCCCCCGUCGGGACCCCACGUCGGCUCGCCUCGAACGAAGCCCGCCCCCCCCGCCCCGCACCGCAAACGGAAGAGGAGUCACUCCUCGGCCGACUGCAGGGAGAAGCAGACCUGUGACAUCCGCCUGCGGGUGCGUGCAGAGUACUGCCAGCAUGAGUCGGCGCUCCAGGGCAACGUCUUCUCCAACAAGCAGGAGGCCGUGGAGCGGCAGUUUGAGCGCUUCAACCAGGCCAACACCAUCCUGAAGUCCCGAGACCUGGGCUCCAUCAUCUGCGACAUCAAGUUCUCGGAGCUCACUUACCUGGACGCCUUCUGGAGGGACUACAUCAACGGGUCCCUGCUGGAGGCCCUCAAAGGGGUCUUCAUCACGGACUCCUUAAAACAGGCCGUGGGCCACGAGGCCAUCAAACUCUUGGUCAACGUGGACGAGGAGGACUACCAGGCCGGCCGCCGCAAACUGCUGCGCAACCUGGUGACGGGGGGGGGGAGCCCUCCGCUGGCUAACCGGGAUGCUGUGUCCUAGACGCAGGGGGGGGGGGGGGGGGCCACACCGCCGGGCUUCCCAGAACACAGGAGCGGAGAGGGCGCGGCGUGUUGUUUAAGGUGCGUGUCUGAAGGACCUGAGCGACUUCCAGCCAUCCCAUUAGUUCCUACAGAGCUGAUCUCAUAGGAUUACGAAGCGGCACCCCUGAACAUAGCAUGCAAGAAGACGUGGAACUAAGCUAAGACAAACAUUUAGGAAAAUGCAUACUGACAUUACUUUCAAUGUUGAUCGGCUCAUUUUUCUGUGAGGAUGUGACCGCUGAUCAUGUGUGCAUUGAAACUUACACACUUCUCGUUUGUUGUAUGUUAGCGCAUUAAAAUGCCUCUUUUUUUUAAAAACUUUGUUAAUACCCUUCACUUCUACUCUAAUGUGAAGUUCUCUUCAAUGCAGGUAACACGCUCAACGUUAACAAGUUGCUCCCAGUGGGAGUUGGUCCGUUCUGUGAAAACUAGCUCAUCUUUAUCCCAAAUUGCACCUUAAUUGGAUUUCCCAGUUAGAGUGUUGUGUAACCAGUGGCAGGCGAGGAAGCCGAUCUACGACUCUUUUCCAGCGAAGCCUCUUGUCUCGGCUUCCUGUAGGAAAUUUCUGCCUUGAGAAUCAAACGGGAUUCUACCUUCAUUUGAAAUUUCAGUCACUGCCAGUAUUUAGAGAGGAUGUUUUCUGGAUCGUUCUAAUGUCUGUGAUUGAAUCCGUGGAAGGAUGGACUGUUCCUGGUGUAUAAAUUCCACUCCACUGCUGUAGACUGGUCUUGAUUUGAGUUUGCGUGACACUGUGGGCCUAUCCUUCACCUCUCCCGUCAAUCUGUUUUUUAUUUCCAUUUGAAGUAACACUCAUCCAAUAAACGGCAGAGAAAUCAGCCCUCCUGUGCAGUGACGUUUCUAGGGGGACGGCAGGACGCCUGGACAGAUCCACUUAGAUCCUCAGAACUCACGUGUUGGUAUUUCGACAGAUGUGUACUCUCAUCUUUGUGAUGCCUCGUCUAUGAACCCUUGUGGUGAUUUUAACUGACGCCCAUCUCGCUCCCAAUCCAAAGCUUUCCGAUUACAAAUGUUGGAGAAAUGACUAUUUAUUGACUGAAAGCGCAGGGUGUCUGGUUUACUUCCUUUCUUUUUUUAGGUGCAGAGCAGAGGGAUUUUCUUUAUUUUGGAUCAAAUCCACAAAAACGGUACUAUAAGUCCAGCACUUGUCCUGACCGAAAGCGACCGGGUCAAAGCUCUGAAUGGCGUUGUAGCAUCUUUCAGAUACUUCCUCUCCAUCCAGAAAGCGUCUGCGCAUUGUGUGUGAAGAGGCACCGGUUUACUCAGACUGAGGAGGAGACGCUUGGAUCGGUUCUGGGUUGAUCAAAGUUUGUUUAAUUCCACUGCCACCAUCAGUCAGGCUGCGUCGAAAUAAAGAGAGAACAAACACGUGCCAGGUGUUCCUUAUUUUGCAGGCCAACCCUUUAACCUAAUCUCUCAUUCAGUGUUUUUGAUGUUUUUUCUGC